CGUGUUCACCCAUCAACGUGAAGGAGCAUCAACAACUCUAUGAUAUAUGCGUUUCAACAGCCGAUCUGGCAGCAGAUGUGUUCCAUAAUGUCAAGUGGUAUGAUCGCGGGGAUCUUCCGUAUAUGCAACAGGUGUACAGGAGAUUAGCCCCUAAUGCCCCAGAGACAUCGCACGGAAUCGCAAUGCGAACAGUGGAUGGUGGGUGGGAAAAGCAUCGUCGUCUGGCCAAUAGGGCAUUGCUGCCUCCCAAAGCCGUCAAUGCUUUCACUGACGAUAUGAACGCGUAUGCCAAAGUGCUCGUUAAUGGAUUAGCCUCAGAGUCAACAAAGGGCGCAAUCGACAUCAGAAAGCCCCUUAACGAUUACACUUUUUCUGUCAUCCUUAAGAUCGCGUUUGGGACUCGAGGAGAAUCAGUUCCUGAAAUCGCUGACGCCGUUCGUACGCUUUUCAACGUAGCUCGGACCCAUUUCCUCCUGCCUUCCGCCGCGUUAGAUUGGGAGAAAGAUCCCCUCCUGAGAGAUCUUCAUGAAAAAUUACAGUCUAUACGCAGGUUUUCAAUGGACAUGCUUAAGGAGAGGCGUGAGAUGAUGAAACGAUGUGAAGUAUUGCCAAGAGAUUUCGCCACGGCCAUCUUUACCGCGAGAGAUGAGAAAGAUGGAGAGAUGCUCAUGGAGGAGGAUGUGUUAACUGAUAGUAUUGAUAUCAUGGCAGCCGGCACCGAUACGACGGCGUCACUUUUGACCUUUGCCUUGUACGAACUCGCAAAGCCCGAAAACAAGAUGCUUCAAAUGCAGCUGUACAAGGAAAUUACUGAUACGAUUGCUACCGCCGACCUUCAGUAUGAUACCAGUGGGUCGAUGCGGCUGAUGACGGCAGUUUUAAAGGAGACGGCCAGGCUUUACCCUCCUGCUCCUAUCAACGGACGGGCUGCCACGGAGGAUUUCGAGUUUCAUGGCGUUCAUAUACCUCGUGGUGCAAGUGUAGUCAUUCUAAAUGAACCCAUCCACCGCAAUUCAGCACAUUACGCUCACCCUAAUAUGUAUUUUCCCUAUCAUUUCAUAGAUCAGAACAUCAACAAGGCACGUCAUCCCUUCGCCUGGAUUCCUUUUGGAGCUGGUGGACGCAGCUGCGUGGGACAGCGUAUCUCGAUGAUGGAAGCCAAAGUUGCACUGGCCCAUCUGAUCCGGGCAUUUGAGAUCGAAUUAGCUAGUCAUCGCAAUGGGAGAAAGCUGGAGACCGAAGCUGGUUUCACGAUUGCUGCUGUGGAGCCCGUAGAGAUUGUAUUUAAAGCUCGCAAGUAGAUCGCAGCAGACUAAUGUGCCGAUCGUUCCAAUGGGCGAGCAUCAGGAGAUUCAGAAUUACUUAGGUUUAUACAGUUACGAUUUAGCUUGUCAUUUGCCUGUCAAUAUGCUUCAUUGUAAAUCUAUAAUAUGACGGUCUGUUAAAAAGAUA
Molecule: messenger RNA, 1452 nt
Organism: Spizellomyces punctatus DAOM BR117
Lineage: Eukaryota; Fungi; Chytridiomycota; Chytridiomycetes; Spizellomycetales; Spizellomycetaceae
Exons: 7
Coding region: 123-1301 (392 amino acids)
Molecular function (GO): heme binding; oxidoreductase activity, acting on paired donors, with incorporation or reduction of molecular oxygen; monooxygenase activity
Source: RefSeq, a predicted model, not a curated record